UUAGCAAGAGAGGGCAAAAAGAGAAGUGGGAUUAAGGUAAACUGUUCAAUGAAUUUCUAUGUAAUGCUUUGAUUCCAUGGAAAACACUCUGUGGAGAACGUCUAAUAAAAACUGAACAUAAAAUGUAUAAUCUAUACAAAAAGAAAAAAGGAAGAAGAAACUACAUUCUCACUCUUGGAUUUUUACUGGAAGAAAUCCACAUCGAUGUUGUAUGCCUCUGUAAAUAUUAUUUAUUAUUAUUGAUCUACUGGCGACCUUCUCUGGGUGAAGAUUGAAAUGGGUAGUCCUUUAUUUGUCCGCGUCUCACACAGACCCUUCUGUUUUCUCCCUCCCUCUCUUUCUUUUUCUCUCUCUUUUUCAAACCACGACCUCUCUGAUUUGGGAUGAGCUGCUCCUUGAGUAGAAACUGCGGCUCGCUGACUAACUUGCGCGCAGAAAAAAGGUGGCACCCGCGCCUUCCCCUCUCCUUGAAAACGGGAGACCACGUUGAUUCUGCCGCAGGCCUGUUAUUUUCCACUUCGCGGGGGGAUAAAACAACAAAGUUCAGGAAAGCAAUAGGAUAAGCCGUCGAUGGAUUAAUAUUCAUGAAGCCGGUGAUGUCAUGAGCAGGAGAGCGCCAUUUCCUGGAGGAGAAGCAAGAAGCCGAUGCCAAGACUUGCAGAAGGAAGUCGCGGCGGCCGAAGGAGGGAGCUCCGCGCCGGACCAAGCUCAACUCGGCGGGCUCGGCGGGCCCGAUGAAUUCUGUGCACUGCGGGAGGGAGGCCGGCAGGGGGGGACCUUCCCAACUUGGUGAUCGCAAGCUCAGGGAAAGGGAGCACAGCCACCGGCCGAGCCAGCACUGGUGGGGUGCCUGGCGCUGCCAUCUCCAGCCGCUUCUUCUGUUCCUGGCUUGCCGGGCGCGAUCGCGUGGGCGCCGAGCUCCUCUUCGCGCCCAGAUCGAGGGGGCGCGGACCUUUUCUUUCAAGGAAGGGGCGUCGUUGGUUUUCCUCUUCCUUUCCUCCCCGCUUCCUUUUUGCUUUGCUGCCCGCCCGUUCUCCCUUUCCCCCUUUCCCUCCCCUUCCUUUCCUCCCCGACUUUGAAUUUUGGGGUCCGACGCGAGGCAAGCGCUUUGGAGGUCGCAAGGAGGAUGGUGAUAAAGAUGAUGAGGGGGAAGAGAUGGAGAUGAAGCAGACUAUGCAGAUGCGGGGACUCCUGUUGCUGUUGCCGGCACUAUGGGCUCUGUUUUCGCGGGACUUCAGGGCUGUAACAGAAGCAAAAGGGGUUGGAAUGCCAAUCAAACUGACCGUGUCCCAGGGGCAGCCAGUGAAGCUCAACUGCAGCUUGGAGGGAAUGGAAGAACCAGAGAUGCUGUGGAUCAAAGAUGGAGCUGUGGUGCAGGGUAUAGACCAGGUGUACAUUCCAGUAAAUGAAGAACACUGGAUAGGCUUCCUCAGCUUGAAGUCUGUCGAUCGGACAGAUUCUGGAAAAUAUUGGUGCCAAGUAGAGACCAAUGGGAAGAAAGAGGAAUCACAGCACGUAUGGCUUAUUGUGGAAGGUGUUCCCUAUUUCACUGUUGAGCCAAAAGACCAGUCAGUCAUCCCUGGUAGGCCUUUCCAAAUGGCCUGUGCUGCAGUAGGACCACCUGAGCCAGUAACAAUUGUCUGGUGGAUGGGCGAUUCCAGGCUUGGACAUCCAGAUAUCUCUCCCUCCACUCUAAAUGUGUCAGGUAUUAACCAAAGCACAGUUUUCUUCUGUGAAGCCCACAACAUAAAGGGAUUAUCUUCAUCUCGGACGGCCAUUGUACAGAUUAAAGCAACCCCUUUCCCACCUCUCAAUGUGACAGUCACUAAGAUCACCAGCAACAAUGCCAGUGUGACUUGGCAACCCGGAUUUGAUGGCCUUUCCCCCCUACACUCUUGUACAGUACAGGUAGCUGAGCUGCAGGAAGAGGUGGUCACCGAAGUUUUCUCUGUCCCUCCCUUUACAAGGGCUUUGCCAGGUUUAAAGCACGCCACCAAUUACACUGUUCGAGUUCAGUGCUCUAAUGAGAUGGGCAGCUCUCCUUUUUCAGAUUGGGUCUAUUUUCAGACCUUGGGAUUAGCUCCAAAUUGUACUCCACAAAAUGUACACAUUAUCCAAAGAGAUUCUUGUCUGAUUUUGGAAUGGGAAGCAGUAGCUCCAGAAAUGUUUGGGGAGAAUGCCUUAGGAUACAGGUUGGAGUGGAGCCAAGAUAACAUAACUCAGGGGAAAAUGAUUGUGAAGGAAGCAAGAGCUAACCUUUCUAUGUGGAAUCCCUUAAAAGACCUUAUAAUAAAGGUCUGUAUACUCAGUUCAGCCGGUUGCGGACCUUGGAGUGAGCCCUUAUUGCUUACAUCCCAAGAUUUAAUAGGGGGGCAAAGGCAGCCUCUUUAUGGAACAUCCUGGGUUCCUGUGGUUUUAGGAAUUCUGACUGCACUGGUUACAGCAGUUGCCUUAGCCCUAAUUCUUCUACGGAAAAGAAGAAAAGAAACGCGGUUUGGUCAAGCCUUUGGCAGUGUGGUCGGAGGUGAUCCUAUAGUCCAUUUCAGAGCAGUGCGAUCAUUCAACCGAGAAGUCCCAGAGCUUAUUGAAGUAACAUUGGACAGUAUAGGAAUCAGUGAUGAAUUGAAGACCAAACUGAAAGAUGUCCUAAUUCAGGAGCAACAGUUUACUCUGGGAAGAAUGCUAGGCAAGGGGGAAUUUGGCUCCGUAAGGGAGGGUCAGUUGAAAAUGCCUGAUGGCUCUCUCCAGAAAGUUGCAGUGAAAAUGCUAAAAGCUGACAUCUUCACUUCCAACGACAUAGAGGAAUUCCUGAAAGAAGCUGCUUGCAUGAAGGAGUUUGACCAUCCACACAUUACUAAAUUAAUAGGGGUCAGUUUGCGUAAUCGGCCUAAAGGUCGCCUUCCAAUCCCAAUGGUUGUCCUGCCCUUCAUGAAGCAUGGAGACCUUCACUCUUUUCUACUAAUGUCCAGGAUUGGAGAAAACCCCUUUAAUUUGCCUCUGCAGACCCUCUUAAAGUUUAUGAUUCACAUUGCUAGUGGCAUGGAAUACCUGAGCUCGAAAAACUUUAUACAUAGGGAUCUAGCUGCUCGGAACUGCAUGCUGGAUGAAAACAUGAAUGUCUGUGUUGCUGAUUUUGGGCUUUCGAAGAAAAUCUAUAGUGGAGAUUAUUACCGUCAGGGCUCUGCCUCAAAGCUCCCAGUGAAGUGGCUUGCAUUGGAAAGCCUGGCAGACAAUCUCUACACAACCCAUAGUGAUGUGUGGGCAUUUGGUGUGACUAUGUGGGAAAUUGUGACCCGAGGGCAAACUCCGUAUGCGGGCAUUGAAAAUGCAGAAAUUUACAACUACCUCAUCAGUGGGAACAGACUGAAGCAGCCCCCAGAGUGCCUCGAAGAUAUCUACGAUCUCAUGUGCAGAUGUUGGCAUUUGGAACCCAAGCGACGUCCAAGCUUUGGAGCUCUGAAACUGCAGCUGGAAAUGAUUUUGGCAAGGCUGUCAUUGCUUUCAAACAGUCAGGACCCUCUUUAUGUCAAUGUUGGGAGAUCCCAAGAAGCUUGCAGCAGCGAAAUCACCAUGAAUUGUCCUUUUGGAGCCUUGAAUGGGGAAGCGGGAGCAAUUGUUGCUGUGACUAGUGACUACCGUUACAUCAUGAACCCGUCGUGCCUUGGAAACGAUGCAGAAAGUGAGAGGCGUCAGGAUUUAUAUGACGGAGAAGCCCAGAGCCUCCUUUACGAUCUAGAGAUGGGAGCAAAACUAUGUUAGCCCAAAUAACAACAACAACAACAAAAUAGACUUUACUUCUCCCUCCAAUAAGAUGUGUCUAUCUUAUUGUAUCAUCUUAUGGUAUCGCCAAACAGAGACGGUUGGAAGCUGCUUUUAACCAACAGAAGUUGUAGUAAUUAAUGUCAGCUGUGGCUUCUGACAGCUGUUUUGGAGUUAAUAUCUCAAAUUGAUAGAAUCACCUCCUGGCCUUCCAAGAGAAAUCCUGCAAUUGUCCGUGAAAUGCAGUGAGAGUGGCCUCUGAACAGCCUGCUGAGUCGCAGCGUUCUCCCUGGGAGUUGGGUUUAAGUACUCUGCAUAUUUGGGGGUGAAGGGUUUUGGGUGUUGGUGGGGGUUUUUUUUGCCCCUAACAUAUGUAGGAGAAGAGGCAUGUGUCACAUACUCCGAACCACGGAUACUAUCUUUCAGAGCAUGAGAAACAAAGAGCCUAAUUUAGCAGUAGCUACCUCAGUGGUCCUCAAAUUGGGUUCUAUACAGCUGCUUCUCUACAAUGAAGAAACAAUGGGCUUCUUCUCAAGAGUGGUAUUUAGUUGGCCAAGGAAAGCGCUCCUAGAAAGAUAAGGAGUUGAGCAAAAGUGUUCCAAUUUCCCUCUUUUUCCCCACAGGCUCUUAUUUACUUACCUAUCUUCCUUUCCCCUCUUCUUCUUCUUCUUCUUCUUCUUCUUUUCUUCUUCUUCUUCUUCUUCCUCCUCCUCCUCUUCUUCUUCUUGAUUUGAAUCAGGCAGAUUCCCCACCCCCACCUUAUUUAUAACAAAACUGUGUGGAGAGUGUUGGAAUUUAUGAGAAUAAUGCAAGACUAAUAAGGAUACCUACAUUGGAAUAAUUUGGUAUUAAGAUCAAAAUCUUGGACCCAUUUGCCUGAUAGUAAUCCCCAAAUUCAGUGGCAUUUACUUAUGAAUAGGUAUUAUAAACUUCUGUUUCCUGUCUAGCUGCUACAAUGGUAUGGCUAGCCUUGCUUUCCAUAUUUAUUCCUUCGGAACGUGGAGGAGCUAAACCUCCCCCAAAAUGAAAGUGCUGAGGGGUUUCAUAUGGCUUAUAAAUAUAUAUUGCUUAGAAGUAAGCAAUAACAUUUUUGCUAUGAAAACACACACAAUGUUUAAAACAAUAAAAGGAGGCAAUUCUUUAGAAACCUAUUAAAUUUAUGCAUCUAAUCUGGCACCUUUUCUUUUUUAGUCAAUAUUAGCCCCUCUAAAUAAAUGAUUGACUGACAUCAAAUGAAUACUUAGAGGAUUUCCCCCCCUAAUACAAAAAAAGAGCUGUUUUUAGUUUGAAAGCUUGAGAAUCACUGGCUUGUUAAAUUAAACAUCUUCUUAAAUGCUUUUCAGCUUUUCUGUAAAAAUUAAGUUCCGUUGCAUUAUUUUGUGCCUUCAAGUCUUGACUUCUGAUAUGGCUACCUAAUUCAGCAACAUUCCAGAAAAAAGAUUCCAUUUGAAAUUUGUGAUUUCUCAGUUUAACUUGAACAAUUAGUCACAAUAGGAAAGCACUGUAUCAUGUGCUUUCAAAUGAUAUGUCAGUGAACACUGUUCAUUUUUUUUUCUAGCUAUUUCAAAUAUAAUGUAAGGCUUGGGUACCUAAUGUGAUGUCCAGAAGCAACACUGGUGCCUACCAGUGCAUUUCUUAACAUCUGCAAAAAUCUCUACCAUACCUGAUUGUAUUUAUUUAAAUUCAUUUAGUAAGCAACAAUGAUUGGAAAGCUAGCAUGUUCUAAAACACAGCACCAGUGUUAAAUUUCUAAUAAUAUUACUGGACUUUCAGUGGCUGCAACUUGGGUUUUUAUUUUCCUUCUAGUAAAAGAUGUUUGCGACUGACUUCAUUUAUCUUAGCAAGCCAUUUAGUGGGAAAGCCUAUAUAGUAUUUUUUUAAAACGCUCAUUCAUUUUAAAAGGUUAAAAUGGCUUAAAAUUGUUAGCCAUACUCUCUUCGUUAAUGGUGUUCACCAAAAAUAUUUCUUCCUUCCAAUUGUAGAAAAUCAGUAAUCUAGUAUUUCUGUAAUUCUAGUCAGCAAAGAAAUCCUCAUGAGAGACCUUGACAAGGUUCUUUCUACCUAUUAUUUUACCUUUUUGUUCUUUUCAAUCUUUUUUCACAAAAAUUGGAUGCUUAAAUGUGACAUGCCUCCAAGAAUUAAGAGAGGAAUUACCCUACUCGGGUCACAAUACUUACCUGUGCUAUUCCAUUUCUGCUUCAUUUCUUACACAGCCGUUCCCUACCCCAGCUCUUCAGAUAAAAGUUAAAUGUGAAUGUUAAAUUCCAUCACAAGAUAUUGAGCUGGGCUGAUAGAAGAAACUGCAUUUUAUAACAUCUGAAGCAUUGCAAGGCUGCAGGAGGCUCCCGCAUUAUCAGUUUUCCAUGUAGCUAAGAAAUAGAACCCACCGGAGUCUCUAUAGAUGAGGCCAUGGUUUGAUCUUACUGAGCCGUGGUGCCUCAGUGGUUAGAAUGCAGUAGUGCAGCUAAUUCUGGUCACUUCCAGUACUUUGAUCAUUUCCAGGCACAAGGUUGACUCAGCUGUCCAUCUUUCUGAGAUCAGGAAAAUAAGGACCCAGAUUGUUGGCAAUAUGCUCACGUUGUAAAUUGCUCAAGAGAGUAUUGUAAAGCCCAAACAUUUGGGCACCAAGGACAGGUGCCUGCGAAGUAAGUAUGUACUAUCAGGAUGUCAUGGAGCACUAUCAGGAUGUUAUGUUAUGUAGGAGUUUGUUUUUUCCUAUGUGGUUCAGCGUGGCUCUGCAUGCCCUGUUAUCCACUGGGCCAUGGGUGACCGCUACGCCUACACAAGGAAUUAUAUUACAACAGGUGCCGUGGAAUUUUUUUCCUCCACGGACCGGUGUGUGUACGCAUAGUUUCAUAUGUUACCUAUUUCCUGCACAUGUGCAGAUGAGGGUUCAUUCACUUGUGUAGCCGGUUCCUAUGGGGGCUGGGGACUCCUGCUGUAAAGCACUAUGGAGUGGUAUAUAAGUCUAAGUACUAUUGUUAUUAGUUAAUUAUGCUACGUUUAGGGGAUAGUAAAACUGGUCCCCGCAAGAAAAUUGGGAGAGAAACAAUUUAUUAAAAGGCAGUAGUAGUACUUGGCCUUUUCCUAUUUCUAUCUGUUCUAUGGAGAAAUUUUCUUAACUUCUACCACCAGAUUCCUUAACAACCACUAUGAACUAUAUUAUAAUGUUCAUUUCCUUGUCUGCCUUGUUUGCAUAUUUAGUGACUUUUUUUUUAACAUAAAAGCAGGGAAAAGCAAUCCAUUCUGGCCGGAAAGGGCAAUAAGAAGGAUGGAUGUUGUCCAAAAGCCUUCUACACCUGAACAAAAGCUGUGUGUAUGUAUUUGGGAGUGAAGCAAACUGCUCCUAUGCCUUAUUCAACCACAUUCCUUCACUAUAGGGACCUUUCUUCGUGAUCCAGUACCCAAUGAAAUAGAAACUUCACAUCAUCAUAAUGCAAUGUUAUCAAAAGCAAGUCAAUAAUGUGGUGCAUGGUAAAACAGAGGGCAUGCUAAUGAUAUAAUUAUGAACAAUAGUCCUGUCAAUGAUGUUAAGAAAUUCUAUAUUUCAUGUUCUGGCUUGAAGUGAAAGAGUUGAGAUCAAAUAAUUAUCCAACUUCAAAUAUCAUAUUUGCAUCUAAGUCUCAACGAGAAAUAAACGUUCUGUUAUAGUUUAUGGGUACUUACUUGAUUGAAUUAAACCUCCCUUCUAUUAAACUUAAAAGAAACAUAGGAGACUCUUUAAAACUGCACAGCCACAUCCAGGCUUCCAUUGUAGUGAGUAACAAUACCGUAUGACCCCAUUAUACUGUACCUGCAUCCUAAGAUCUGAAUGCUUUUCCUUGUGUAUUUCUCAAUAGCAGAAAACUAAAACAAAAUGAUGCACAAUGAACAGAUUCUUGUGGACUUUGGAGAACACUGAUUGUUUUUUAAAAAGGAGGGGUGGUUUAAAGCUGUAUUGAUAAAAAAAAAUAACUUAUCUGAGCACAGAAUCCUGAUAAUAGAGUUUGAAUGAAAUUGGGAUAUGAUUAGACUGACGAUACAAUAAAGU
Thamnophis elegans (Western terrestrial garter snake) is the source of this 7789-nucleotide messenger RNA. It is a transcript of the gene TYRO3, whose product is annotated as TYRO3 protein tyrosine kinase. NCBI's taxonomy places the organism in Eukaryota, Metazoa, Chordata, Lepidosauria, Squamata, Natricidae. Gene Ontology annotation, cellular component: signaling receptor complex. Gene Ontology annotation, biological process: cell surface receptor protein tyrosine kinase signaling pathway; protein phosphorylation; nervous system development. Gene Ontology annotation, molecular function: transmembrane receptor protein tyrosine kinase activity; protein binding; ATP binding. The record is from RefSeq and is a predicted model, not a curated record. Bases 1156 to 3759 code for a protein of 867 amino acids. The transcript is spliced from 19 exons.